AGCGACUCUCACGUGUCAGAAAUAAUACAGCAGGAAGUGUGUCCGGCGAUUGUGUCACACAGGCUGUUAAUUCCGCGCGCUGCCAUAAGCCUGAAAAGUGAAGUACAUAGUACCGUUAUCGCAAGGCCACGACGAAUCAUUGUUUCGAUUGAUUCAAGCUGAGAAAGAAAGAGAACGAGGAGGACGGAAAGAAAGAGAAAGAGAGGGAACGUAGGCGAAGAAAAGGACGCGACGAAGAAGGAUUGAAGAAGGAAAAAAGAGGAAGGAGAGGAGGAUACGGGUUAAAGCCGCAGAAAGCGUCUGGCUCUCUAAAUCCAAAUAAGAGGUGUCCCCGAACCGGCGCUGUCUGAACCAGCUCAACAGCUGAUCGGAGUACGAAGCGGCGGUGAACGGGGCCACUAUUGCACCACCACCCCGCGAUUGGAAAAAAUUUGAUAUAUUAAUCGGUCACUGGUUAACGGCCGGACGUUUCCACGAACGAAAAAAGAGGAAGGACGAGACCAAGGUCGAGAAAAAGGAGCGAGGCGUCUGGACACUCGAUAAGAAAAAGAAGGAGACAAAUUAACGACAAAGACGACGACGACGGCGACGACGAAGACGACGACGACGACGACGACGACGACGACGACGACGACGAAGAAGAGGAAGAAGACAAGGGCGAAGAUUUCUUUGCUUGUUUGGAUACGCCAUCAUGGUCAAAACUUUUCAAGCAUACCUGCCCUCGUGUCACCGCACUUAUUCGUGCAUUCACUGCCGUGCUCACCUCGCCAACCACGACGAACUCAUCUCUAAGUCCUUCCAGGGCAGUCAAGGUCGUGCCUAUCUCUUUAAUUCCGUGGUGAAUGUAGGCUGUGGUCCUGCGGAAGAGCGAGUUCUGUUAACUGGCCUUCAUGCUGUCGCUGAUAUUUACUGUGAAUGUUGUAAGACCACCCUUGGGUGGAAAUACGAGCAUGCGUUCGAGUCGAGUCAAAAGUAUAAAGAGGGCAAGUUUAUAAUCGAGCUUGCUCACAUGAUCAAGGAGAAUGGAUGGGAAUAGAUCGAGUCGAGGGUCACCCGUUGCAAGAGAAACUGGAUACUCCCGAUACAAACAUAUACGAGGCCCAUCAAAACUUUUCCUGAUAUAAGAAUAAUGCCUACAAUGUUGUUCUAAUCGCAAUGUGCGGCCCCCUCCCCUCUGUCAAACCACCAACGAAAGUCUGUGAUUUCAUUUGUGAUUUGUAAUCUUAGUAACUUUUUAUGUUUCGGACAAUUCGACGCUAUUUUUCGUUCUUUCCGAUCGAUUCAUCAUACAAGCGAUGACACCGGCGAUCCGCGGCGUCGCGGAUCGAUCAAACAAGGAAGUAUUGUAAAGAGAGAAAGAAAAAAAAAUUAUUUUUCAACAAACCAUAAAAAAUAGAAGAAAAAGAAAAAGACGGGAAACAAAAAAGGAAGAAAAAAACAAAUGAAUAUAGAAUAUAAGGAACAAAAAACAGAUGAUAAUGACGUUAGUAAGCUAUGGUAAAUAUGAUGACGAAGGUGCCAUGGUGGAAAUAAAGAUGGAGAAUCGCUCUGUUCGAACAAUGGGGUGCCCUCCUAAUUUUAAUUCAUUAUCUUUCUAGACAUUUUGCCGUGAAUGUCGCAAUGAUAAAUGUUAAAAAUUAACGCGCGGGGCACCCCGAUUAAAGAUCAAAUUUUUUAAUCCGUUAUUGCACCGGAGCAGCGCAAGUGCCACAGACUUUGCUGGACUGACUGCCUGCCCGCCGCGUCUAUCAUUGGAAUUUCACUGCCGAUAUUCCUAAUAUUAAUUAAGAUGGCUGUGCCGCAUCGUAGGCGACGCAGCUGGUAGUUUUUAGAAUAGCUUACGAGUAUAGCAUAUUAAAGCCUACGUUAUAAUAUUAUAGGACCUCAUGGAUAUAGAAAAUAAGGAUACCGUAAGAGUAAUCACGGGUGUGAAACGGAAGUCGAGAGGAAGAAAGACGGAGUGAAUGUCUUACGUGUGCGUGCGUGCGUACGCGCGCGCGCGUUGUGCGUGACAGGGACAGAGAGAGAGAGAGAGAGAGAGAGAGAGAGAGAGAGAGAGAGAGAGAGAGAGAGAGAGAGAGAGAGAAGGAAGAAGAAAGGUUUGAUUAAUCGUGUCGUGUGUAUAUGUUUGAUUUUAUGUUCACCAUGCCUGCCAAACUGUCUGUUAAUCUGCCAGUCGCCAUUACUGUUAGUGGAAAAAAAAAGAAAGAAAUACCGUAUUCUAACAUGUUCACGUUUUCGUCGGCUCUGCAAGGUGUGGUAUGACUGAACUUUUUUGUUGUGAAUAAAAAAAAUCAUUGAUCUGCGCCUUCCUAUGCACGCACUAUGAGAUAUAUAAUAUUAAAGCAAGAAAAACGAGAAAAAAAGUUAAAAACGGAACAAAUUAAUUGCUCAUUACUUUUAAUAUCGAUCUCAUUUGUAAAUAUUUAAUAGAGUUCAAUGACAUCGCAGAUUCACUAUUUUACAAAAGAUCGGAAUUCCGAUAUCCGAUCCCCCUCUCGAAGCCCAAAUGUACGAUUGAUUUUCAUUGGUCAUUAAACGAAAAAAUUUUACCAUGAUACUGAUUUGUCAUUUUCACGCUAAACCAAUACAUAAUGACAUAGCGACAUUUUAAUACAAUUAAUUUUCUUUUGGUAGGAUAUCGUAUCUUUGAGACUGCUUGUGUAAGUGAAAUGAUGUAAACUAAUUUUUAGGCGACUUUUGAUGUUACCUUCGUUAUCUUCUUUAAAUUGUAAAACGAUUAAAAUUGAUAUCAUUUAUUUUAGACAUAGAGGUCCUAACAUUUAUGAAAUAUCGAUAUUCGGAUAGAUAUUUGGAUUUGAAACGAUAAAAACAAGUAUUUACCGUUCUUUGCGUUCUAUAUCCAAACGAAGGUAGCAAAAUGUGCAGGCGUGAAAAACGUUUAAUUCCUAUUUUAAUAUAAAAGUACAUAUAUAAAGCAAAAGUAUAAUUGUGACAUAAGUGUACAAACAAACAAAAUAUUGGUCGGUUCUUGUGCUACGUUUCUCUUAGAAGAGCGCAAAUUGAAUAAGGAGUAUAAAAACUAGGUGGGGUCAUUAUUCAGAUAUUUAAUAAAACACGAGUCAUAUGCGUUCGUCGUUUUGAAUGCAUACAUACGAAAGUGCAGUGUACUUGUGUGUAUUUAGAAACGUGAUGAAUGAAUGUGCCGGCCUAAUUCCUCAUGCUGUCUCUUGAAAAGUACUUUUUAUAUUACUGUGCCGACGUCCCUUUAUCCGCACUCACUUUUCCAGUGAUCUUGUUAAAUUGUCCCCACCAACACUAAUUCCGUAGUUCUCAGCCUCCACCGCCAUCCACCAUUUCCACCAUUACACAAUUUUGCUUUGUAAAACAUGUUCAUAAUAAAAAAGAAAUACAAGGUAUUUAAUCGAAA
Messenger RNA from Bombus huntii, 3391 nucleotides. It is a transcript of the gene Ypel, whose product is annotated as protein yippee-like 1. Lineage: Eukaryota; Metazoa; Arthropoda; Insecta; Hymenoptera; Apidae. The record is from RefSeq and is a predicted model, not a curated record. The transcript has 5 exons. Bases 692 to 1036 code for a protein of 114 amino acids.